AUGAAUUGCACUCAUCAUCAUGGCAAUUAAGUGUCAAUGAUAUGUUUAGCUCCUCACAAGUGCUAUUAUCAAAGGAGGCUAUGUGUUAUAUGCUUUUUUGAACAUGAGGUUGAAAAGAAACAAACAGCUCCAAUAGAGAUGUUUCAGGAAAUGGUUGUGUCGAAAAUAAAAGAAUUAAAGGUUAAAGAUUCAUCUGAAUUUACAACUCAAAGAAAGAAUUUUAAAGAAAUGAUUUCCUCAACUUAAAAUAAGAUAAAAUAAAUUUGGGAUGAGUUAGCAGAAUCAAUAAAACAGAUAUAUGAGGUGAUUGAGAUAGAAGAUAAAUUCUAUUUGAAUUUCAGUAAUGGCAAUGUGAAUCCAACAGAAUUGUCAAAUACUGACUUAGAAAAAUUAGUCUAAAUUAUUAUUGGAAAAACAUUAGAUGCUACAGAUAAUUAGAAAAAAUCAUAUUUGGAGCAAUUGGAUUUGACAAAGAAAUAUUGGAAAGAAACUCAAGCUUUAUACCAAAAGUUUAAUACAGAAUUGAUGGAUGUUCUGUAAUUCAUAAAAAAGAAGGUAAGUAAUUCAUAAGAGAACAUUGAAUUAUUAAAAGAAAUAAAGUAAGUUUAUAACAGAAAGGAAGAUAUGUAUUAGGUGUUGACUUAGACUAAGUAUUUUAAUGGAUCCUACCUUAAUGAGCUACUUUAGAUGCUGAGAAAUAAGAAAAUUACUAAUUGUUUAGAGUGCUUUAAAAAUUAUACUCAGUUCUAAUUUAUCACAUCUAUGAUUUAAAAUGUUAGCGAAAUAGACUUUAAUAAGAAGAAUUAUUCAACUGACAACUAUGAUUAAAUUAGAAAGGGUUUAAUAAAAUAAAUAUCUUAUGAUUAACACAUAAUUGAAUUUUUGAAAUUUCUGGUCUAAUUGACAGCUAUUGAUGAGAGAUUAAUCUAAAGCGGAUCGAAUGCAGUCAAUUUAUUAGUAGAAAUGAAAGUGGAUUUGAGAGAAUAAAGCUUUGAGAAUAU
Messenger RNA from Paramecium octaurelia, 1001 nucleotides. The record is from the annotation of a GenBank genome assembly. NCBI's taxonomy places the organism in Eukaryota, Ciliophora, Oligohymenophorea, Peniculida, Parameciidae.